GCACGUGCUAUCAUCGAGCUUAUUAAACCUUCAAAUCCAAAGAUCAUCAGGAUGAGAAUUGAAUGAUCUCUCAAAUGAACAUCUCAGGCACGCUCAACGUCUUUCGUCUUAUUACCCAGCCCUCGCUCUGCCUCCCUCAUGCCACAAUCUCCACCUUUAAUGAGCUCCCGAUCCCCCUAUCAAAAGCAUUUACCAAAGGCAAUGAUGGCAAGGAUGCAGAUAUCAGAGCAGUAGUGCUAGACAAGGACAAUUGUUUCGCGGUCCCGCAUGCGAAUGAAGUGUAUAAGCCAUAUCAUGAUCGCUUUGAAGCACUGAAAGCCGCAUAUCCCUCUUCGAGACUACUUAUAGUGUCUAACACCGCUGGCACAGCAACGGAUCGGGACUUUGAAGAAGCUCGGCUUUUAGAGCGCAACACGGGUGUCAAGGUACUUCGACACAAUACCAAGAAACCAGGAUGCCAUCUCGAAAUUCUGAGUCACUUUCAAGCUGACAAGGAUACGGGCGUUACUUCGCCUAGCCAGAUCGCGGUGGUUGGAGAUCGACUGUUCACUGAUGUUAUGACAGCGAAUAUGAUGGGGGCGCGUGGCAUUUGGAUUAAGGAUGGUAUUGUUGAGGAGAAGAGCAUUUUUGCGAAAGUAGAGCAUUCUCUUGCAGGCUUCUUGCAGCGCCGAGGCUACAGUGCGCCAGAUCCCAAAAGUGACUUUGAAUAGGUUGUAUCAAUAGUAGUAUGAACUCAAUGGUAGAAAUGUAAUUAUUCUAAGCGCGUAGUGGCGCUGUGUGGAUAUAUACAUAAAUAGACGUCAUCCCCAUCCCUUAUACC
This is a messenger RNA of Pseudovirgaria hyperparasitica, 820 nucleotides long. Its product is annotated as HAD-superfamily phosphatase. Bases 75 to 710 code for a protein of 211 amino acids. Gene Ontology annotation, molecular function: phosphatidylglycerophosphatase activity. The record is from RefSeq and is a predicted model, not a curated record. Gene Ontology annotation, cellular component: mitochondrion. Gene Ontology annotation, biological process: cardiolipin biosynthetic process. The transcript has 3 exons. Lineage: Eukaryota; Fungi; Ascomycota; Dothideomycetes; Acrospermales; Acrospermaceae.